Messenger RNA from Ruditapes philippinarum (Manila clam), 3245 nucleotides. Its product is annotated as sorting nexin-6-like. The coding region runs from base 89 to 1312 and encodes 407 amino acids. Gene Ontology annotation, molecular function: phosphatidylinositol binding. Gene Ontology annotation, cellular component: endosome. The record is from RefSeq and is a predicted model, not a curated record. Lineage: Eukaryota; Metazoa; Mollusca; Bivalvia; Venerida; Veneridae. The transcript is spliced from 14 exons.
AUUACCGACUGACAAAAUUCGAUGUGAACUGUAAAUAUAAAAAGACUAGCUCCACCAAUGAAGUUAUGAUCACGUGAUACCUGCAGCCAUGAUGACUGGAAUGGAAGAAAGUCCUGACCUCUUGGCAGGAGAUGAAAACAAGUCGAGAUCAGAUACAGUUGACCUGUCAACAGAUACAUCAUUGCUUGUUGACAUCUCAGAUGCCCUCAGUGAGAGAGACAAGGUCAAGUUCACAGUUCAUACCAAGACAACCUUACAACAGUUCAAGGAGUCUGAGUUUUCUGUAGUAAGGCAGCAUGAGGAAUUUAUCUGGCUACAUGACAGAUAUGUUGAAAACCCAGAAUAUGCUGGAAUUAUUAUUCCACCAGCCCCGCCCAGGCCAGAUUUUGAUGCAUCUAGAGAAAAAUUACAGAAACUUGGCGAGGGAGAAGGCACAAUGACGAAAGAAGAAUUUACAAAGAUGAAACAAGAACUGGAAGCUGAAUAUUUAGCGACUUUCAAGAAGACAGUUGCCAUGCAUGAAGUAUUUCUACAGAGGAUAGCGGCCCAUCCUGCACUCAGAGGGGACAUGAACUUUGAAGUUUUUCUGAGCUUUGAUCAAGAUUUAAGUGUGAGAGGGAAAAACAAGAAGGAGAAACUCGGAGGAUUCUUUAAAAGUAUCACAAAAAGUGCUGAUGAGGUGUUACUGGCUGGUCAAAAGGAUGUUGAUGAUUUUUUUGAGUCAGAGAAAACAUUCCUUAUAGCCUAUCACACCAAAAUAAAAGAUGCCACGCAUAAAUCUGACAAAAUGACAAAAGCUCACAAGAAUGUAGCAGAUAACUACAUACAGAUUUCCUCAGGCUUUGUACAAUUGGCAACUUUAGAAAAUACAGAAUUAGAUAAGGUGUUUACAAAAGUAGCAGAAGCCUUAGAAAAAGCAAGAAAAUUGGAAGGAAGGGUUGCCACAGAUGAAGAUUUAAAACUAAGUGAUACUUUACGCUAUUAUAUGAGGGACUCCGAGGCAGGGAAAGACCUCUUAUACCGUAGAACUAGAGCACUAGCUGAUUAUGAAACUGCCAAUAAAAAUCUAGAGAAAGCAAGAACAAAAAAUAAAGAGGUUCCUCAGGCAGAGAAAAACCAACAGUCUUGUUGUGAGAAGUUUGAAAAAAUAUCUGAAGUGGCAAAAAAGGAACUGACAGAAUUCAAACAAAGACGAAUAGCUUACUUUAAGAAAAACUUUGGUGAUUUAGUAGAACUAGAAUUAAAACAUGCAAAGGCACAGCUACAGUUGUACAACAGUUGCAUUGCAGCAUUGAAGGAGGAAGAAGAGUAGAUAUAUAGAUGAAUACAAUGUUAAUGAAAUACUGUGUUAUAGUAUAUAUAAUGACAAGUGCUAGAAGUGACAGCUGGUUUAUCGAAUAGAAGUGUCUUAAAAAAAAAUUCUUGAUGGGAAUAGAGACGUUCUUUGAAUCCGACUGUUGACAAAGACAUGAAAAAUAUUACACAAAAAAGUUAUGUUGUUGCCAUAGUAACCAUUUAAUGGCAUGAAAAAAGCACAGCUUAUGUUGUUACGAUAUCAUUAAAUGAUAAAGCAUGAUUAUUUUUACUACAAAGAGUGCAAUACGUUGUAUGGUAAUUGAAUAUAUAGAUGCUGGAACAGCAACUAUAGUAAAUAACAUCACAAGUAGACACAUUUUUUUUUGCUUGGCCUAUUAAAAUGGGCUAUUAUGUUUCUUUGUUUAAUUAUUUUCGUCGGAUUAUACAUUAACUAAGUAGUGAUGUUGUUUUUUUUUGGUCAGCAUUAUUUUAUACAUAUGCAACAAAUCGGAAUUAAAGUUCACAGAUCACAGAAUCAAAAUUGACAUAUAAAACAAUAGUGUUUACAUAGAAGAACAUUCCAUAUUAUUUCUAAUGAGAAACCGAACUAUUAUUAAUAUAUGAUUUAUAUAAUACACAGUAAAACAAUAGUCGAGGCAGGUUUGUCUGCCAAAUUUGGCAAAUAUUUAAUCUGCAGAUAUAUUUGUUUCACUUUUAUGACAUUUUAAUGUGCAUCUAUUGUAAAUUGGAUACAGUUUUUUAGUACAGUUUUGAAUUACUGUAAACUUAGUUUUAAUAUAUUGGAGUUGAGAACAUUUUUUUUUUCAAAUACUUCCUGGUUUUGUUAGUUUUUGUGCUAAAAUGCAGGUUUUGAAAUUAGAAAAAAAAACUCGUAAAAAGUAAAUUACAUAAUAAAAUAUUAUCAUUCUUCAUCUAGGCUGUUUGUUGUUAUUUGGUUAGUUUCUUUAUUUAGAUUGUGUAAUUUAUUUGUACAUGUAUAUCAUUUUGAUUGUUCACUUUUAUUGAAAUCAGUUCAUAUACCCUAUACAUUACUCUUAUCUGUUUUGUAUCUAUUCUUGUUUAUUUAUUUCAAACUGCCUUAGUAAUUUUCUGACAAAUUUACCGAAUACAGACAUAGAUAAACGUUAAGGAUCCUAUACUGGUUGCGGGUACAGAUAAAAAUAUCUGAGUUUGGGAUAACUGUUAUAAAGAGAGGCUGCUAUGUUUCAGCACUACUGUUACCUGGGGUAUUUAUGUCUGUAUCAACAGCAAAUGUUUGAUUUGGAUCAUUCAUGGUUAUUUCCAACAAUACAUAAGAUAAUACAAGACAUCUUGUAAAACAUGGUUUAUCUGUUGUACGCUAAUGUACUUAUAUUUAAUUGAUAUGGUACUUUUAGAUUAUACAUUACCUAUGUACAAUGCCAUGGAAAUAAGACUUUGAUUUAUAUUUAAUUGAUAUGGUACUUUUAGGUUAUACAUAACCUAUGUACAAUGCCAUGGAAUAUCGUUAUAAAAAUAAGUCUUUUAAAUAAGUCUUUGAUUAAAAGUUUUAAGAUAUUUAAAGAGAACUAAAAAACAUUUGCAGUUUAUUUUAUCAGGAUAUAAUGAAAAUUUCAGCAACUUAACUUUUUUAUUCACUUUUAACAUCUGUAUUGUUCAUUUUGGUAUUCAUGAAUGGAGUUUGAAAUCUAAAAGUAAUAUUGUUGACUUAUUACUAGUAUUCAGUUUUGGUUGAAUUUUCUGUACUUGUUACAAAAUCUUUAUUAUUUCUGGAUAUAAUGUUUGGACCAAAAUUGUACGAGUUAUAGAACUUGUCUAUGUUUAAUGUUGUAUAUCAAUAUUGAAAUUUGAUUUUUUUUGUGCAUAUUUUAUGAGAAUAUGUGCAAAAAUUUAUAGAUUUAUAAUAUAAUAUUUUUCACAUAUGACAUGCCCUCUGAAUAAAUAUAAAA